This is a messenger RNA of Condylura cristata (star-nosed mole), 764 nucleotides long. RefSeq names its product TEN1 CST complex subunit (gene TEN1). Bases 89 to 553 code for a protein of 154 amino acids. Gene Ontology annotation, biological process: negative regulation of telomere maintenance via telomerase. Gene Ontology annotation, cellular component: CST complex. NCBI's taxonomy places the organism in Eukaryota, Metazoa, Chordata, Mammalia, Eulipotyphla, Talpidae. Gene Ontology annotation, molecular function: single-stranded DNA binding; telomeric repeat DNA binding; telomerase inhibitor activity. The transcript is spliced from 3 exons. The record is from RefSeq and is a predicted model, not a curated record.
UCCUGGUACUGACCUCUGCUACCCUCCAUUGCUUGAUUUGUCAGGUGUUUCUGCACACCCGCCUCAGCAACUUGGGUGAGAAGCAAGGAUGCUGCCCAGGCCGGGCACUUACUAUUUCCCCUGGGAGGUCAGCGCCGGCCGCGUCCCGGAUGGAGCUUCGCUGCGCACAUUUGGCCGGUUGAGCGACUACGACGUGGCCCAGUCCCGCGUGACGCUGCUGGCCCAGCGCGGAUCCACGCAGCACCACGUCCCCGUCUGUACCAGGUUGGUGGAGCCGUUCCAAGCCCAGGUGGGCUUCCUGUACCUGGUCCUGGGGGAGCUGGAGCUGCAGCAGGGUGGAGGCGCCCUGGUGAAGGCGCGGGUGCUGACCUGCGUGGAAGGAAUGAACCUGUCUCUGUUGGAACAAGCCAUCCGGGCGCAGAGGCUGCACCAGCGAGCCAGGGCCCGCGGCCAGCGGGGCGAGGCAGCCGCUGGGCUCGCAUUCCCUGGCCAUGCGGGCGCCAUGGACACCGGGGCCUCCCCGAGUGAGCGCCCUGCUGAAGCUGGAGAGUAGCGGUUGCUUAUUCGGGCCGUCUCACCCGAGGAUCUCGACCCUCCACUCCCCUUGCCAGGAGCCUCAAGAGACUGACCCCAGGGGUGCUGGGGCUGUGCCUCGGGGCGGCCAUGGAAUAUUCCAGAAGGUGCUGCUGAUGGCUCUCCCUGUGGCGCAGCAGGUGGUGACACAACACUGCAAGCCAGCCACAGCCGCUUCGAUGGGAUUUCAA